Messenger RNA from Westerdykella ornata, 2834 nucleotides. RefSeq lists its product as uncharacterized. The record is from RefSeq and is a predicted model, not a curated record. The transcript is spliced from 2 exons. The coding region runs from base 45 to 2834 and encodes 929 amino acids. NCBI's taxonomy places the organism in Eukaryota, Fungi, Ascomycota, Dothideomycetes, Pleosporales, Sporormiaceae.
CUCCCAGCUCUCCCAGCCUCCGCACUGGGAGCGAAACAAUCCGUAUGCGCGCUGCCCGCUCCUCCUGCCUCUCCUGCACUCGCAGCGCCCUGAUUCCACUUCAGAGCUUACGUCCGCUCUCUGUUCCUGAUUUUCUGGCACCGGCGCUGGCUCGCCAGCUGUUCCGUCCCCCAUCGGCAAGUCGACGAGCAGACCGUGUACAGGCGCACCACCCUGAACUUCGGCGCCCUGGUAGACCGGCGCUGCCGUCAACGCGUAUUCCUCUGCCCACACUGACAAGCCGAAAGGAUAUCGGCGCAUGGAUAUCUGCCCUCGACCCUUUCCUCCCACCGCAUCUCCAGCAGUCGCCGGACCCUUCUUCGGACACAGAGCAGCGCACAACUGCGAUUGACUUUGCCUGCUUGCUGCUGGAUGCACAACAAGCUUCGGACGACCUUCUGGGUUAUCUAGGCUGGGUAGAGCAGCGAUGGGAAACCACGAAAUGGAUCAUCUACAAAAUUGCAGAUGGAGGCCCACCUGCCAUGGACCAUACUGCCAAACUUGAGCCGACUGCCAACGUGAUCUGGCCGGAGAGCACCUCUCUCAAGGACUUGACAAAUGCGCCCAUUGUAGCUCAUCGACUCCGUCAGUCAACACCGCUACGUGAGACAUUGGAGAAUUCGACAUCCAUCCCAGAGUCGAUAGACCACGAGAAGAUCGCCAUCCAACGAGCAAUGGGCCAAGUAUGGCGCACUCUCGGGGUUUUGAUCGUCAGGGCGGCCGAGGACUCUACCGCAGAGGCCGCCAUCAUGUCUCACGUGCUGGAAAUCAUAGCAUACCUUCACCAUACUGGUUGGAUUCCAGACUCUGUUUACUAUGACUCUCCCGCACCGCAAGAUCACGCUCUUCAACAGCCCCCAACGUUGCAUCUUCUAUCUUCUACUAUCAUGAGGGCUCUGUCGGACGCGGCUAUGACGGCGCGCGAGGCUACCGUUAAAGAUCCCAGAGAGAAGCUGAAUGCGUCAUACUUCCUAGGCCGUGAGAUACCCGGCUCGCGCUACAAGGUUCACGUAUCCGGACUGACGCCUGAGCUGUGGCUUGAGUUGCUCUUAUGGUCCUGCGUGCACGGUCCCUGGGUGCUGGAUGGAACGGCAAUCCUGGAGCAUAUCCUGUCGAAGCAAGGAAAUGAAGCCUGGAGGGUGAUGGACUCACGUCAGCUCUAUCACGAUGAAGAGACAGCCCCUGCUACAUCGUCUCCAUCAAGCGGUUGGCGCAUAUUCGGCCGAGGGGCCGGCAACAACUCCAACCCCGGGGCUCUGGCGCGGACUCGCAAGACUAUCAGUAGCGAGGCAGUGACUGCAUACAUUGACGGCUUAGUCAACCUGAUGCGCCUGGGUGUUGGCGAUCGUGGCACUUCCCCCGAGGAUCUGGUAGAUCAUAUAAGGAAGCUAAAAGGGUUGCUAGACCGAGAUGGCCAUAGUCUAGGUUCUGCCACCUGGGACUCCAUCAUCGUUCGUUUUCUCGAGUCAGGAGGCGUGGUUCCCGAGAAGAGACCGGAGGUUAUGUUCGCUCUGGCAAACCUUGCAGCUGAUUUUGGCACAGAGGUGGCUUCCGUCAAUGCUGUACCCAUUCCCGGAUCGCACGGCAAGGCUCCUUAUUAUUUUGAGCCAUCUACUAUAUCAAUCAGCGUUCUCCAUAGGACCAUGCGCUCGUUCAUUGAGAAUGGAGACAUCACGGGGGCUACAAAGACAUUAGAUCGCCUCGUACAGCAUACUGACUGCAACAAACAGCGAUCUCUUGAACAAUUCUUUGAGGCGAUCAAAGUAGUUAAACGGCAACGGGAUGGACUCUUCACCAGCUUAGCACCACCGAUUGACUUCCCAGCUUUCGAACCUCAGGUCCCGGUGCCGCUUUUGGCGAAAUUACUCGACCUGGCCACGGUGACAAAGUCGUUCCACCUAGGGCGUUGGCUACUGAUGUCGGAAGACUUGGAUGGACCCCUCAUCACCGCCGACAUGUAUGCUCAUCCGGACAUGGCGGCAUCGAUUGUUCAUUUUGGGACAAUGGCCGGCGAGAAUGACCUAGUCAUGAAGGUUCUCAAGCGAACAGGCUUUUGGAGCGGCAGUCAACAAGCUCAUCGGAUACCGAAUAGGCUCCUGACAACCUUGCUGCAAAGUCAGGUACAGCUGCACCGGUGGGAGAAGGUUCGGAGCAUGCGAGACUUCGUCGCUAGCAACCCUGCGUACCGGCCCAGAACCUCGGUAUUAGCUACCUUUGCCGCAGAACUUGUUCGGCUCUCUCCAGAAGAAGUGGCUUUAGAAGACUCUCUGAAGAGGCAGGCUUGCGAAGCCUUCGCCGAUCUUCUGUUCGCCUGGGAGGAGUUGCUCCUGACGCACUCGAGUGACGAUCUUUAUUGCAUCCUGGCCAUGCUCUCCACGGUUGACGAUCAGUGGAGGGAAUACUGUGUCCAGUUCCUCCAAGGUGCGCGAAAGCAUGAAGUGAAGCUAUCCACGGCGGACUUCAACACGUUGCUCGCUGGGGUGCUCGACGGCUACGAUAGCGUCAGGGGGAAGAGCUUGGUGGAUACUUGGUGUCACACGAUGUCACAAGGCCAGAGUCCAAACAGAGCGCCAGGUGGGAUACCCAAGAUGCCGCGGUUUCGCAAGAGUAGAGCAGAUGAUUUGGAAAACCGACCUGAAGAUAUACAGGUCGGAGAUGGAUCCGGGGCCGAGCUAGUAAUGCAGGGGCGAGUGCAUGCCAACCGACAGACGAUAUGGGCGAUUUUGAUGACAUUGUCCGACAAUUGGGCGGCCUUGGUGACGUGUUUGCCGAACUGCUUCGUGGACCGUCAGUAG